AUGGCGUGCAAAGUUACGGGGACCGCUUUCAUCACCGGCGCAGCCUCUGGUAUUGGCAAAGCGACAGCACUGAAAUUUGCAGAACAGGGCAUCACCUCCUUGACACUUUUGGAUGUCAACCUGGCCCAGCUGGAGGGCACCCGCGAUGAGCUCCGCAACACCUUCCCCAAUGUCGAAACCGAGAUCAUGCAGGUAGAUGUCACCAAUGAAGCGUCGGUCGACGAGGCGAUCCGGAAGACAGUUUCUCGGUUUGGUCGCAUUGACAUCGCCGUGAACUCCGCGGGGAUCAGUGGGACACUUGCAAAGACGCAUGAGUUAAGUUUGCAAGAGUGGCAAAAGGUCAUUGACAUCAAUCAGACAGGGCUGUGGCUGUGUCAAAGGGGAGUCAUCCAGCAGAUGUUAACACAAGAAUCGCGAGGUGUCCGUGAAGGUCGCGGAGUAAUCAUUAACCUGUCCUCGAUGUAUGGCAUCGCUACUCCCCCGGCAAACUUCGGAAUCAUUCCAUACACUGCUGCCAAGCAUGCUGUCGUCGGAAUCACCAAACUGGACGCCAAAACGUACGGCAAGGAUGAGAUACGCAUCAAUGCCAUUUGUCCCGGUUAUGUCAACACACCUAUCAUCCGUGCGGGGAUUGAAAGCGGUUCAAUGAACAGCGAGUUCGAAAAAACUCCAUUAGGUCGUCCCGCCGAUCCUGAAGAGAUUGCGGACUCCAUCCUCUAUCUUGCCUCGCCCAUGAGCAGUUUUGUGUGUGGUACUGCGUUGGUGGUGGAUGGCGGAUACACUUUAUGA
This is a messenger RNA of Aspergillus pseudotamarii, 789 nucleotides long. Its product is annotated as SDR family NAD(P)-dependent oxidoreductase. The record is from RefSeq and is a predicted model, not a curated record. The transcript is spliced from 6 exons. The coding region runs from base 1 to 789 and encodes 262 amino acids. Lineage: Eukaryota; Fungi; Ascomycota; Eurotiomycetes; Eurotiales; Aspergillaceae.